Molecule: messenger RNA, 733 nt
Organism: Frankliniella occidentalis (western flower thrips)
Lineage: Eukaryota; Metazoa; Arthropoda; Insecta; Thysanoptera; Thripidae
Product: mitochondrial import inner membrane translocase subunit Tim13-B
Exons: 3
Coding region: 46-303 (85 amino acids)
Source: RefSeq, a predicted model, not a curated record
GCGUUUUUGACUGAAAAGAUUUGAUUUAAUCUCCUCGAUUUGACAAUGGAUUCCCUCUCAGCUAGUCAAUUGUCGGGGCUUAAAAGCGAAGAAAUUAUGGAUCAAAUUAGACAGCAACUUGCUAUUGCUAAUGCUCAACUUGUUAUACAGAAAAUGACGGAGAAGUGUUUUGCUAAAUGCAUAUCAAAACCUGGAUCAUCUUUAGAUAAUUCGGAACAGAAAUGCGUUGCAAUGUGCAUGGACCGAUACAUGGAUUCUCAUAGCGUGGUAUCGACUGCAUACCUCAAUAGAUUGAGACAAUAAAAAUUGUCUGGAGUCAUUUUCAACCCUUUAGAGUACUCUAGUUUUGCCAAAUUUGUUGUCUUUCAUUUUAGAUCAUGUUGGUGGAUUACAUUCCUCAUUCUCAAUACUUAGUGAUACUCUAUGAAUGUCCUAGCCUUUCGUGAUCUGAAAUGUGCGUACAUGUAAAUUGUCAUUACCUUGUUACACCAAAAGGAUAUCUUUUAAAGCCCUAAUCUUGUUUGGAAACAAAGCUGUUACUAAAUGUUUAUAAGGGAUCAUUUUCUUGCCGGCUUCUGGAAUGUUACUGACAUAUUUUCAUUUUAAAAAAAUAUCAGGAGCAAAAGAUUAUGUAAAUGAAUCAACUUGUGCACUUUAUCCACAAUUUCAUUUUCCACUCAGUCAAAAAUAAAUACACACAUUCAUAGUUGAAUAAAAUAGCCUUAAAUUCUCA